AUGGCAUCAUCAAAGGUCGAUUCGGAGACCAUCUCUAAGAUUACGGAGCGAGAGGCAACGCUUAGUGGUUCGAAUCAGCCGAUCCCGGGAGGUCCUACCGCCCAGGCUCAGAAGCACGCUGGGGAGCCGCUCAGUGGUGAAGUGGUGUCGGACAUCACACAAGGAGAGAAGACCAUUACUGGAAGAGAUGGUGCCAUCAAAGGAGGCCCCUCUGCCUACGUUCAGUCUGAACUGACUCAGAAUGGCCCGGGCCGAACUGGCAGCGGUGCGGGAGCUUCUAAUCAAGCCAAUUCACCUGCCACUGGCAAGCUGGACUCACAAACCAUUUCGAAGAUCACGGAUGCAGAGAAACAGAUCACCGGAAGUGACGAGCCCGUCAAGGGCGGCCCCACGGCUCAAGCUCAGAAGCACACUGGAGAGCCGAUUGGCUCCGAGAAUCUGCACGACAUCACUGAGGGCGAGAAGGAGAUUACUGGCGGCGAGCGUGUAAAGGGCGGACCGACCUCCACUGCUCAGAGCGAGCUGGGCAAGGCCCGGAAUGACUAG
Messenger RNA from Cyphellophora attinorum, 546 nucleotides. RefSeq lists its product as uncharacterized. The record is from RefSeq and is a predicted model, not a curated record. Lineage: Eukaryota; Fungi; Ascomycota; Eurotiomycetes; Chaetothyriales; Cyphellophoraceae. The coding region runs from base 1 to 546 and encodes 181 amino acids. The transcript has 2 exons.